UUGAUUGAAAGCUUUUGUGAUGUAAAUGCCAGUCCGAUGAUUGAUCACCCCAUGCAGUUCACUAACAUCAGGAGGUCUCCUGCCAUUGGUGGCUCGGGGGUCACGUGAAUGUCCCUCUUGCGUGAUAUCGUUUGAUUGCCGGCGAGCCAUGGAGGAAGUUUGCCGGGUGACAUAGUGCUUGGGGGUUUCAGGGGCAGGGAGAAUUCUGAACAGGUUGGCCGUCCAUCAUUAGCAGAUGGACAAUGCGAGGAUGAACUCUUUCUUAGAGUACGCAAUUUGUAAUCGUGGGACAGGCGCCUACUCAUCCAGGGGUUACCACCAUUCAGAACAAGGGGUAACAUCUUUCGCUCCGUGUGCAGGUAACGUUGACAAUUAUAAUGGUGAUGGACGGUUCUUAGCAGGAGGAAACGCACAUAAUACACCUCAGCAUCAGCACCAGCCAGCGAGUUACUUGCAUCACUCCGACCUGCCGAACCCAUACACCAGCCCAGGCCCCAACAACUACACGGCGCAAACUUGUAACCCCGGCUACAACCACCAUUACUUUUUCACCCAGGAGUCGGACGGGGCGUACUUUCAGACCUCAGGGUACACGGGCACGAUAGGGUCCGCUGUCAAUUCGCUUCCGAGCGCCUACUGCGGGGCCUCCGGGCCGGGACAGUACCAGCAUUCUUACGGCCAAGAGCAACAGGGCUUGGCGUUUGGAACAUAUGCUAAUCUGUCGCCAUCUCAAGAGGAGGGGAAGGAUCACACCUGCGCCUCAGAUUUGUCCUCUUCGGGCCAAACCUUUGACUGGAUGAAAGUAAGAAGAAACCCUCCCAAAACAGCCAAAAUCGCCGAUUAUGGACUAGCCGGCCCGGCGAACACAAUCCGAACCAACUUCACCACGAAGCAGUUAACCGAGCUGGAGAAGGAAUUCCACUUUAACAAGUACCUAACCCGCGCCAGGAGAGUGGAGAUCGCGGCCACGCUCCAGCUGAACGAAACCCAAGUCAAGAUCUGGUUCCAGAAUCGCAGGAUGAAGCAGAAGAAGCGGGAGAAGGAAGGCUUCGCUCCCAAUUUUCCGGCUUCUUCUGCGAAGGAGAGCGGCGACGGAUCGGACAAGUCAACAACCACAUCGCCAUCCACGUCGCCCCCCAGAUCUUCGACAUGGGAGAACAUCCAUCCCUCUUAGCUCUGCCGUCCAAACCACGAAUAAUACCAAAGGGGAACAUGACUUAAAUUCCUUCACUGUAGUUCAUUAACAAUAAUUGCCUUUUUAAUAAUACAAUAGCUUGUAUUAAACUCAGGGAAACAUCUAGAAAAAAAGAGAAUAGGCCAGCAUUGCACUUUCCACCUGUCUACGAUAUUUCGUAAUAUCACGAUAUUUUGUAAAUCACCUAUUUCGAUACCGACGGUUGUCAUAUUGUCUAACCGGCUCUGAAUAUAUAUAUUGACGUGGUUUUGGUCACCAGCCAUAAGUUGUCAAUAACUUUGCAAGGAACGGUGGUUUCACUGAGCCUUACUCUACAUGCCUAGAUAGUUUUUUUUCCCGUCUGCUUUGUAUUUAAGAGUCAGGGUCUUCAAACGGAAUUGUUUGUAUAUAUCGGAGAGAGAGAGAGAGAGAGAGAUAGUACACCUUUAUUCUGCGGUGAAAAGUUUGUUUUAAGAGAUUUUGCGAUUGCACUACUAAAACUAUAACAGGGUUGUCCGUUCAAUAAAUCAAACGUUCACGUUAGGUUUAAGAAAGCAAUAAAGACGAUAAGGAAUUGACCGAAAGCGUUCCAAGUGAGUGGUAAGCGUCAACGGACGAAUACCAAUCUCCUCCCUCCACUUCGGUGCCAUUUUAUGUCCUCACUAACUUUCGGUCAAACUUUUGAUGGCGUCUUAACUCUGGGCUAGGCCAGAACGGAGCCGGUUCUUUAGCACCAUUUCAAUUGGUCCCCAGCCUUUGGGGGGGCUGUUAUCAUGGUGGGGAGAGGUGCCCCCGAAGCUAGAUGUCUCCUUUAUUUUUUUUAAAAAAAAGGCGGGGUGGCAACGUACACCCGCGAAGAUCCUCCCCACCCCACCGGACCCCACAGCUGGGCUGUACAACUUCGUUACUAAAUGAUGAUAGCCGGAGGGUAUCUGCCGAGAGUCCAGCAGCUCUGGUCCGGUGAUGAUGCCUUGAUUCGAAUCAUUUGCCGCUGCUUAUCAGUUCGCAAGUCAGCUCAACAUGUUGAAAGUACACACAAAAAAAUAACAAGUGUUUAGCUACCUCAUUCCAAUAAAAAUCGAUUUGAUUAUUACAUUGCUACCCCUCCUGGCGGUUUUCGUUGCUUUCCGGGCGUUCUGUCUCCAAACAAUGCAGUUUUUAUGGGAUGUAUCUUUGGUCUACGAUCAAAUAAUCCUA
This is a messenger RNA of Mobula hypostoma (lesser devil ray), 2371 nucleotides long. It is a transcript of the gene hoxb1a, whose product is annotated as homeobox B1a. The transcript is spliced from 2 exons. Lineage: Eukaryota; Metazoa; Chordata; Chondrichthyes; Myliobatiformes; Myliobatidae. Gene Ontology annotation, cellular component: nucleus. Bases 236 to 1174 code for a protein of 312 amino acids. The record is from RefSeq and is a predicted model, not a curated record. Gene Ontology annotation, molecular function: RNA polymerase II cis-regulatory region sequence-specific DNA binding; DNA-binding transcription factor activity, RNA polymerase II-specific. Gene Ontology annotation, biological process: regulation of transcription by RNA polymerase II.